AUGGUGCCCGUGGCGCGCGCCGCCGCCUCGAACGAGGACGCCAUGCGCGCGGGCACCGCGGGCGAGCCCGGGCUCCGCCAGGCAAGCCUGGUGUCCACGAGUACCGAGGAGCUCGCCGAAUUCAGGGUCGAGGACGUGAUCGCGGGCCCCGCGAGGCCAGCGCCCCUUCUCUUCCGGCCGGAGGCGCCGAAGGUGACGAGCGGCAGCGACGACCUCGAGGAGACCUCUCGUGUCCGAGUCCAUCGCCUCCGCGCAGCAGGCGCUCCAGCGCCUCGCGGAGCGAGCGCGGUGGGCGGUGCGGUGCCAGGCCGAGGACAGCGAGGCCCUCCGCAAGGAGAGCUGGCGCACCCACGGGUGCAUGUGGAGCAGGCCGCCGAGGCCCUGUCCACCGGACAGGGCUUCGCCGGGCCGUCGAGCAAGAAGGGCACCGUGGACCAGCACGUGCGGCCAGACAGCCGAGAGGCGUGGCCGGGGCCGUGGCCUCCCUGCGCGGAGGGCAAGUUGCCCCAGCAGUUCGGGGUCGAGGACUCCGACGGCGAGGCACCUCGGGGCAGCAUGCCGCCGCCGCGCAGGACGACCUUCACGUGCUUGGACAACCGCGCGGCAAACGCCACGUCGCAGUCAACCUUGGCCGUGGCGACGUCGAACGCCGCGUCGCCGAUGAGGCGCAGGCAAACGCAGGACCGACAUCAGGACCCUCCUCGCCGACACGACCCACGCCGCAAGGGAGGCGUUCGGAAAACGGCAGUCGUCGCGGCUGGGCGUCUUCCCAAACGUCGACGACAUGAAGGCGAAAGUGCGUACGUACGUACUGUCUCAGGACUACAACGUGAGCAACUUCUACAAGCAGGAGAGGGCCCUGCGCAGUUCAUCGCGAGGAGCAGCGCCUUCGAGUACAUUACCCUUACCGUCAUCAGUCUGAACGCGCUCUGGAUCUCGGUGGAUGUGGACGAGAACACUUCAGUUGAUCCCACAGAGGCAUCGCUUUCGUUCCAGAUCAUGGACAAUUUUUUCUGUGGGUAUUUUUUCACCGAGUGGUUCAUCCGCUUCGCCGCCUUCGAGCUGAAGAAGAACUGCUUGAGAGACCGCUGGUUUGUGUUCGACUCCUUCCUUGUCGGCCUAACCGUGGUGGACACUUGGCUCAUGGCACUGGUCUUCAUGUUCUUCAACGUGUCUUCUGGACCUGGCGACAGUAUCUCCGUUCUACGUGUUUUUCGGCUUCUGCGGCUGACGAGGAUGGCGCGGAUGGUGCGCCUGCUGCGCGCCGCCCCCGAGCUGAUGAUCCUGGUGCGCGGCAUGGCCGCCGCCUCCCGCUCCGUGGCGCUCACGCUGGUGCUGCUCUCAGGGAUCAUCUACAUAUACGCGAUUAUCUUCAGGCAGGUCACGGACGGCACCGCCAUCGGGGACCAGUAUUUCAGGUCCAUCCCCGCGUCGAUGUCGUCGCUUCUCCUGAGAGCCACCCUGCCCGACAUGGGCGAGAUCCUGGAGGAUACGGGGAACUCGCACAUUCUUCUGGGAAUGAUCAUGCUCUCGUUCAUUCUUAUGGCCACUUUGACCGUCCUUAAUAUGUUAGUCGGUGUACUCGUAGAGGUCGUGAGUGUCGUGGCGACUGUCGAGAGGGAGGAACUCACAAUGGCUUCAGUGAAGUCGAACAUGGAGCGUCUCUUCGAGAUGACGGGCCUGGACGUGGACUCGAAUAGUUGUGUCAGCAGGCUGGAGUUCGAGAACCUCCUCGAAAUACCAGAAGCCGUCAAGAUGAUCCACGAGGUCGGAGUGGACGUGGUAGGCCUCAUAGAUUACGCGGACAUGAUCUUCGAGGGCUACCAGAAGGAGCUCUCCUUUGCAGAGUUCUUCGACGUGCUGCUCAGCCUCAGGGGGAACAACGCCGCCACAGUCAAGGACAUCGUUGACCUUCGCAAGUUUGUCUACUCGACGAUGUCCGGUGAGUUCCAGCAGGCCAACAAGGCAGGGAUCUUCAGCUCGAGGUCUUCGGGGCGAGCGGGGCCCUCGCAGGGGAUGCGGAGCAUCGACAACCCUCCGUCGCCAGCGGAGGCGGGGGAGCUGACUGCCCAGACGACGUCCGUCAGCCAGGAGAGCGUGUGA
Molecule: messenger RNA, 2103 nt
Organism: Prorocentrum cordatum
Lineage: Eukaryota; Dinophyceae; Prorocentrales; Prorocentraceae
Source: the annotation of a GenBank genome assembly